Messenger RNA from Girardinichthys multiradiatus, 2384 nucleotides. It is a transcript of the gene srfbp1, whose product is annotated as serum response factor binding protein 1. Lineage: Eukaryota; Metazoa; Chordata; Actinopteri; Cyprinodontiformes; Goodeidae. The record is from RefSeq and is a predicted model, not a curated record. The coding region runs from base 135 to 1820 and encodes 561 amino acids. The transcript has 3 exons. Gene Ontology annotation, biological process: maturation of SSU-rRNA. Gene Ontology annotation, cellular component: nucleus; 90S preribosome.
CGCUGCGUUGAUCCGCUCGCGUUCGACGUGACGCCGCGGCGACGUCGAAGACGUAGGAAACAUGGCUGCUCCCUGCUAGUCAAGCUCAUUCUUUGAAUUUGAUCUUUUUAUGACCAAACAUCCACUUCUGAACGAUGAUUAAUACCAAAGAGAAGAUGGUUCCAUCUGUUGAAGAGCAAGAAGAGAAGGAGAUGGAAGAAGAAGACAGAGAGGAGGAGGAAAAGGAUGAAGAGGAAGAGGCCACAAGUUCAGAUGAUGAUGUUGAGGAGGAGGAGGAGGAAGGAGCAGGUGAAAAGGAAGUAGAAGCAUUGUCACAAGUUGCAAACGAAAACACUUCCUUAUCUCCCGGGAAGAACAAGAAGCUGUCUGAUGUCCUGAAUCUAAACAAUGAGGUGGUGAAGAUGAGGAAGGAGGUGAAGAGGGUCAAGGCUCUGAUCAUCAGGAAGCUUACUCGUCAGAUUGCUGCCUUGAAGAAGAAGAAGGGGAAAGAGGCAGAAGCUGAAAGGAAUCAGAGAAGAGCUGCAAGGCUGCUGGAGGAGGUCCACAGCAUGAAGAAGCUCCCUCCAGACUUGGUGACCAAGACAGCCUUGCAGAAGGACCUUAACUUUGAGCAGGUUUGUAAAAACCCAAAGUCUAGCAUAUCUGACCGAGCCGUUGCACGCAUCGCCACCCACCCUCAGUUCAGUAAGAAGAUUAAGAGCAUCAAAGCUGCUGUUGAAGCCUUCAAAGAGGAGCACACGAAUGCUGGAAGACAGGGAGGUCACCCGAAAGGUCAGAGACAACCAGAAAAAGCCACACAGCCGUCACCAAACACGAGACAAGAUAGAAAAAAUGAGGGAAAAGACAAAUACUGUGCCGUGAACGAACAAAUGCCCGACAGUGAAGGAGGUGAUGUCCUUAAAGGUGCUAAAAAAUCUGGGAAAGAAGACAAAGUGGCCCAAUCACCUGCUACCCCUGAUGUUCACAAGCAAGAGAAACCAGAGGCUAGCUGUGUCCAGUCCACCUCAGUCAGGAGCAGCAGUGCAAAGAGCAGUGUGACGCCUACGCCUCAAAGUAAAGGCGAGGAAAAGAAUGUCAGUCUUCGAUCGGCUCCUGAAUUAGUCCAGAAAAGUACAGAUGUAGAAGAGAGCGACUUGGAGUCGUCAGACGAUGAAGAGAAAGAGUGCUUUGAUGACAGCACAGAGGAGCGCUUUCACAAGCAGUCUUCCCAGUCAGAGGAGAGCGAAGAAGACGACUUCUUUAUAGGAAAAGUUAACAAAUUCAAGAAGAAGAAAACACAGGCAGGAGGUGAAGGGGAAGAGAAGGUGGGUAAAGAACAGGAAGGAAAAAAAAACCUGGGCAAUGUGAAAACUGGAAAACUCCAGAGUGAACUCAAUGAGCUGGAGUCAAGGUUGAAGUCCAAAGCGACCACACUUCAGACCGUUUUCUGCUUGUCGCUGGCUAAGGGUGGGCGGGGUGGCGACAGAGGAAAAGGUAGAGGUAAAUCUGGAGACCAGGGGAACCUCAAAGCUGGCCGAGCUCUAAACAAGUUCACAAAGCAGGAGAACAAAACUUCAAAUUCUGGGUCCAAGUUUAGCAAGCCUACCCCUGAAGGCAGACACCCCAAGUCUGACAGAACAGAAUCUGGGUCUACCGGUAGAGGAAGAGGCAAAGGAGAGGUCCAAAGGCAGAAGGACCGCAGGGGAGGAGGCUUCUUCUCACAUCAGCCUCCACAGCCGGCACUCCAUCCAUCCUGGGAGGCCAGCAAGAAGAGAAAGGAGCAGCAGGGGCAAAUCCUGGCCUUCCAAGGGAAGAAGAUUAAAUUUGAUGAUGAUGAUUGAAAGAAUACUUUUAUUACCCACUAACAUUUGCCUUUUGAGAUGUAUUUAGGUUAUGUUCAUAUUCUGUUCCUCUUAGAUAUAAAGUCUAUUGCCGACAGAUCAACACAUGUAGUCAUUUAUCCGAGCAUAAAUGGAAGACGGUGUGUUGGAGGUACUGUGAACUUUUUUUUUAUUAUAUACUGGCUAGAUCUAAAUGCAGAGAUGUUUAAGACAUCAGAAAAUGAUGGCAAAAUGUGUGCAGUUGGAUGUUUGUUAAGAUGCUCUAGUAAGAUCACACUUUUUAAACUUUGAUUUAUCCUCAACGUGGACACUUUAACAUCACCUAUUUCAGUGUAUAAUCCAGUUCUAUAAAUCUGAUGUAGUGUGACAUCUUUAUUAUGAACCUUUGACUCAAGUUUCUAUUUCUUGUUUUUGCUUCCGUCUGUUGUCUAAGUUUAAUUAACAGCAAAGUUUGGAGGUUAUUUUGUAUUUGUUUCUGUUUCUUUAUACAUAAGUUGCUUCUCAGAUAUAAAAUAUUUAAAAAUAACACAAUUCUAUAAUAAAAUAAGCUGCCUGAUUACGGGA